UUUACCAAAAGUAGCUAAAAUCACUGCAAAACCCCAACAAUGGUGGAGGCAAUGCUCAUCCAAUUCGCGCCUUCGCGAUUCCUCCGUUGGAAAACCUCCAUUCCUCCCAACAAAGCUGUGAAAAUUAUUUCAUAUACUCCACAGCUCAAUCUCUUUCCUCCCACUCCUACAUUUAGGGUUCGAAUCCAUCCCCUCAGCGGCGGCGCGCGAGCUCAAAAUCACGGUAAGGCCAUAGAUAAAGUCGAGGAAAUCGAAGCAGACGUUGAAGGUCAGCUCGAGAAAGGAGAAGAGGAAGAUUUCUCGAGUGGUCACGAAGAUCAAGAUGACGAGGAGGAUUACAAAGCGGUUGAGGAAGAGUUUUCUCAUGCCAGCGCUUAUCGAGCCAGACGGGACGAGAAAGAUUACGAUCGAGAUCCCGAGAUCGCGGAUAUACUCGGUAGCUGCUUCGAUGACCCCAAGAAGGCGCAAUCUAAGGUGGAGGAAAGGAUAAGGAGGAAGAGAAACAAGAUAUUGCAUACCAAGACUGGGUCUGCAACAUCAAUGAAAGUUUCAUUCAGAAAAUUUGAUUUUUCGAACUCCUUUAUUUGGUUUGAAUUCUACAAUGCUCCAUUGCCGCAAGAUGUGACAUUGUUGUGUGAUACAAUUCGAGCAUGGUACAUCAUUGGCCGCCUUGGGGGCUGCAAUCCCAUGAACAUGCAGUUAUCUCAGUCUACCAUGGACAAUAAAAGACCAAGAUAUGAUGCUAUUAUGGGAGCAAAUGUGACUCCAACUACAUUUUACAACAUUGGCGACCUUGAAUUACAAGAUAACCUAGCACGCUUCUGGGUAGACAUUGGAACAGAUGAGCCAUUGCUUUUAGAUGUUUUGGUGAAUGCGCUAUAUUGCAUAAGUUCAGACUAUGUAGGGAUUAAAAUGGUUGUAUUUGGGGGUUCUGAAUUCCAGAAUUGGAAGGAGAAUGUUGGUUCAGAAGAUGCAGGCUACAGUAUUCACAGGAUUUGAUCAUCACAAAUGUAACGUACAUAAUCUCAUGCAUUUUACGUAAUUUGUUUCUCUAAAAAUUAACUAACAUUUGUGCUUUGCACUUGAAAUGAAACUAUUUUGAUA
Phalaenopsis equestris is the source of this 1104-nucleotide messenger RNA. RefSeq lists its product as uncharacterized. The coding region runs from base 40 to 999 and encodes 319 amino acids. The record is from RefSeq and is a predicted model, not a curated record. The transcript has 7 exons. Lineage: Eukaryota; Viridiplantae; Streptophyta; Magnoliopsida; Asparagales; Orchidaceae.